AUGUCUUUAUCAGACCCACUACUAGAUCCAGAUCUAAAAGAAACUCCAUUUGAAAGCCCACUAUUCUCAUUUGGAGGCAUUAAAUCUACCUUAAGCAUUUCUUCCAGCGUGCUCUCUAUAAAUGAAGCAGCUGAAUGCCUCAUCUGCAUUGACGAUAUGAUAUAUAUCGGCCGCGCUGAUGGAAAAAUUCGAGCAGUAAACCAAGAACUUACAAAUUCCUCCUUAUUAUCAGGCCACACAGACGCAAUUACAAUUCUAAAAUCUACCUAUGACAGAAAAAAUAUCAUUUCUGCUUCAAAAGAUUCAACAUUACGAAUAUGAAAUUUAGAAGGCACAAGAAAAGAAGCCGUUUUACAAGGCCAUACCCGUAGGGUUACAUGUUUUGACGUGACAAACGAUAAUUUUGUCGUCAUAUCAGGGUCUUUGGAUAAGACUAUAAGAAUUUGGGAUUUCGAAAAAUGCAAUGAAAAAGCUGUGCUUGAAGGCCAUAGUAAAGGAAUUUCAUCAUUAAAAAUUUCGAAUAAUUGCUGUUUAUUAGCUUCUGGGUCAGUAGAUGGAGAAAUUAGGAUAUGAAAUUUGAAAGAGAGAGCUCUAGAAGCGGUUUUAGAAGGGCAUUCGGCAAGUGUGAGGCAUAUGAUAUUUACUCAAGACAACAAUUUUAUGAUUUCUGCUUCAAAGGAUGGAACAGUUAGAGUCUGGAAUAUCAAAAUGAGGAUCCAAGAGGACUGCUUGAAAGGCCAUAAAGGAGAAAUUACGAGUAUGAGUAUGACGAAUAAUGAAAAAUUUAUAAUCACUGCUGCAACUGAUCAGCUAGUUAUAAUUUGGAGCUUUUUAGAAAGAAAAAGGCUUUUUAUAUGCUUUUUAAAGCCAAUUUAUUUCUUGAAAAAAUUUGCUUUGACUUUAGACUUAUUUAUGGUGAAAAGAUAUAUUUAAAAGGGCAUACUGCUGAAGUAAACUGCCUUCAAAUUAUAAAUGACGAUAAUUUUGUGCUAUCAGGAUCAAGUGACUCAACUAUCAGAUUUUGAAAUAUUUCUAACGGAAUCCAAGAAGCUGUCAUUGAAAAUCAAGAAGAUAUCCAAUCCCUUCACCUCUCCGACAAUGGAAAUUAUAUAAUCACAAAAUCCAGCAGCGGCUCUCUAUUUUUCCAUCACAUCGGCAAAAGUUUAUCAAGUAUAGCACAAGCCCUGCUAUAGAUAAACAGUAGCUCCCUUUCCCUACCCUGGCGUUUUCAGUUUAGAUGAAACUGCUAAAAUCAAUUUGGCAUACAAAAUCCAUAAUUUCUUUUUAUUUAACGAAACAUCUGGAGUGGGGAUGAGGGCUAUAGCUGCUCUCAAAGCAUAUACUAUCAGGCCACACAGACUCUAUCUACAGUAUGGCCCUCACAAAUGACAACAAAUUUAUAAUUUCAGGAUCCCAAGAUAACUCAAUAAAAAUCUGAAGCAUCGAGAAGCCAAAAGAAAUCUGCACUUUAUUAGGCCACACUGAUUAUAUUUCAUGUUUAAAAGUUACAAGUGACGAUAAAUAUGUAAUUUCUGGGUCUUUUGAUAACAAUAUUAUCAUUUGGGACUUAGAAACUAAAAAGCAAGUAGCGGUCUUAAAAGGACAUAGAGAAAGCGUUAAAUGCCUGGAAAUUUCUAAUGAUAAUAAAUUGAUUAUUUCUGGAUCCAAUGAUUUUUCUAUAAGAACUUGGGAUUUAGAAAGUGCGUCAAAAGAGGAUAAUUUGGUAGGGCACGAUGGGGCGAUAGAAUGCUUAAAAAUUACAAAGGAAAAUCGCUUUAUUGUUUCUGGGUCGAAAGAUAACAGUAUAAAGAUAUGGGAUUUAUUUGAAAAAGUGUUAUAUGGGACAUUGCUGGGACAUAAAGGAUUAGAUAGGCUAAUUAAGGUUAAGGCUUUCUUCAUUAUCAUUUUACUCAAGCAGCCUUCGAAUAAAGCUUCUACAGCAUGUCAGCAUCUCCAUCAGAAAUAACACUUAUUGAAUACUGUCUCAGAACCUUGAAAUACAGAAUAGGGACUUGAAAUCUGCUGCCUCGAUAACUAGAGUACAACUAGGGAUAAACUCUCUAACUAGUAUUAGCGCCACCUAUCCUUCGGAACUUCAUGGCAAAAACAUAUUUCCCAAAUGCCCAUGGAAAGACAUUGUCAAACGGUGGCAAAGCACUAUAACCAGUAUCUGUAGACUCCGUUUUUCUGCUCCAGGUCUCAGUAAGGUCUCCAAAAUCUGGGUAGUUCAGAGUUCGGUGAUCAGCAUUUCGGCUACAUGUCAAAUGACCGUGCAUUUUUGAUAGUACCACAUUCCCUAGAAGCAAUUUUGAUAGUGAGACAUUUUUUAAAAAAAAAAACUGUUAAAUUUCGACCAAGUGUUGCACUAUUUAAAAAUUUUGAUCAAAUUUUCUUUAAUGAAAUGCACACUAUUAAAAAUUGCACGCUCAUUAGACUGGACCCUAUCAUUUUAUUUGUGUGUUAAGCCAUAAAGGAGCUGUGAAGUGUCUAGUGCUGUCCAGAGAUGAUAAGCUUAUAGUAUCAGGAUCACAUGAUGCAACUGUCAGGGUGUGGGAUUUAUAUUCUGCUACUCAGAUCCAUCUUUUAUUAGGUCACAAGCAAAUGGUUUUUUGUUUACAGAUUUCUGAAGAUAAUAAUUUUGCUGUUUCUGGGUCAGAAGAUGAUAAUGUUAUUGUGUGGGACUUGAAUAAUGGAAAAGCUGCAGCGAUACUCGAAGGCCACACUGAAGAUGUUGUGUGUGUAAAAUUCAUAAAAAAUGAUAAAUAUGUUGUUUCAGGCUCAUAUGAUAAAACAAUAAGGAUUUGGAAUAUUGAAGAAAGGAGGCAAGAAGCAGUCUUUAAAGGACAUGAAGGAUAUGUAAGCACAUUAGAAGUUACAGAUGACAGCCAGUAUAUAAUAUCAGGCUCCAUAGACACGACCCUAAGAAUAUGAAGUACAGAAACUUUCUUUGCAGACGACAAGCUUGUCCUUUCUGGCACUGAAUCUCCAGUUUUCAGCAUAAUGUAUAGUGAAAGAGUGUCCAAUGACUCUCUUCCAAGCUCCUAUAUGGCUUCAAUAACUAUCUUCCCUAUGCGAGUCAACAUCCUCCAUAUCUACUGUUUUUUCAAUAUCCCGUCACAUCUCUCUAAAGCUUUAGAAUUUCACCCUCCCUUUUUCAGGGAUAUAUUCGGAAAAAGCCCUUUAUCUUAUGCUUUGGAAAAUAAAUCCCACGAAUGCAUUGAUCUCUUAUUGAUAUAUAUCGUAAAUUUGACUGAUAAAAAUAUUUUUUCUCAAUGUAUCCAUGCAUUAAGAGAUGAUAUGAUUGAUCUUUUGGCAUGUCAGAGCGAAUUUAUUAUUCCUUUAUUUAAAGCAAUUUUUAUUAAAAUUGAAGGGAAAAACUUGGUUUAUCAAGCAAAACCAAAAGGAGAGCUUCCUAUGAUUUUUUUACUCUUUUUUUCGAAGAAUGCCCACAAAGGAGCUUUUUUUGGCCAGCCAAAUAUAUGUCUUACCUACUAAUUUUCAAAGCCAAAUGGCUUUCUUUAUAACCGAAAAAUGCUCUUUAGAGGGCUAUUUAUGGUAAAUUAGUACAUCACCUUAUGCACAUGUGAAUAUUAAUGAUUUUGUUGUGGAAUCUUCAAAAGAGACUUUUAAAGAUGAAGUUGCAUUGCAGUUUUGGACGAGCUAUUUUAAGUGAAAUUUUACUAGUGGUUCUCGCGAUAGCUUAAUGAUCUUACAGGCGAUUUCUCAAUGCAAAAAUCAAGCAAUUUAUAAUGCAGGAUUUCUUAAAGAGAUAUUAAAAAUGAAAUGAAGCAGUGUUCGCUUGUUCUUGGUUCUUCUUUCUAUUCUUUACUGUGCAAAUAUUACAACGCUAAUUGUAAUGAUGUAUUUUGAGCAUGUUUCUGUAAGCUAUUGCUUCUUAGGGACAAAUUUUUUCCUUUUCUUAUAUGAGCUAAUAGGAAUUUUCACAUAUUUUUGCCAAUAUUUUAAAAAUCCUUACAAUGUUUUUAACCUUUUGAGGAUUUUGCUUAAUUUUGGCUGGAGCAUAUUAGGGAUAUUUAAUUUAGAUGAAAAUCCUGCUCUUUAUGCAGUUUUUGCGAUAAAUGUUAUUUUUGGCUUGAAAUAUUUAAGAAGUUUUGACUCAGUAAAAGAUUUAAAAGAAACAAGUGAUUGCAUUGAGGUAAUUAAGCUUAUUAUUGAGGUAGAAGAACAUAUAUUUUGAAGAAGAAACCGUGGAGAGCGCUUGUAUUUACAGAAAUGCGAUUAUUUUGAAAAAGAAAGACGCAGGGAUAAGCUAGAAAAUAGCUCAAAAGCAAAAAGAAAAAUAUUAGGGCUGAGGCAUGAUAUUAUAGAAGUCUCAAAAAGGAAAGAAAACUAUAAAGAAGAUGUAGAAAAAAUUGGCACAUAUAUUAUAAAAGAAAUUGAGCUGAAAAUCAAGUCAGAAAUUCAAAAACUUGAAGAAAAUGUGGGAAAUAAAAUUCAAGUCUUAGAUUCAAGACUAUUAAACCUUGAAAACAUUAUAGAAAAUAGAGAAAAUAUAAUUCAAAAUCAUGAAGAAAAGGUUCAUAGCAUGUUUUCUUCUAUAUUAGAGAGUAUUAAAUAA
This is a messenger RNA of Blepharisma stoltei, 4579 nucleotides long. Lineage: Eukaryota; Ciliophora; Heterotrichea; Heterotrichida; Blepharismidae. The record is from the annotation of a GenBank genome assembly.